Molecule: messenger RNA, 921 nt
Organism: Lactuca saligna
Lineage: Eukaryota; Viridiplantae; Streptophyta; Magnoliopsida; Asterales; Asteraceae
Source: the annotation of a GenBank genome assembly
AUGUCAAUGCAUAUGAACAAGUUACAAGGAAUGAAAGAAAAUGAAAGGGAAUUAGAAGUUUGGCAGCAUCCUAUUUUGUUCAUUCUCUCUAACCUCUUUGGUGGAAAACCAUCCAUAGCAUCACAAAACUUCAAACCUUCUUCAAGUUCUCCUAGAUUAAGUCCAAAAGGUCUGAGGUUAUACAUCGGAAAUUUUCCAUUACAUAUGGAUGAGGUACUAGUGAAAACAACCAAGAGCAGGAGGAUCCGUAUGGUAGAAAGAAAAACCAGAAAAAGAAGUGUUGGUAUACCCAAAACGAAACAUCUUGAAGCCAGGAAUACAAUGGAACGUCCAGAAAAGAAAAAGAGAAGUGUGACAUUGAUCAGAGAUCACUUCAAAGAAUAUCUAUCAAAUUUAAUAGUUGAGUUCGAUCACUUUGGUAGAGCUAUUGGACCUAACCGCUUUAAGUUCACCAGUUAUCGUGGAGUGACUACGAGGAAGAUGAUUUCUAUCCUGAUAGAUAGUUGGGAUUUAGUGGAUCAAUGUGACAAAGAUCAAUUGUGGUUAAACAUAAAUAAUCAUUGGCAUAUACGAGAUGAUGAUCAUAAAGCACAAGUGCUUAGAGAUUGCAACACGCAUUGGAAGGCCUACAAGUCGGAGCUUCUUAAGUUGUGGGACAAUGGUGUCAAUCCAAACAUUUGGAAGGACAAAAAACCAUUUUCUAGUGAGGAAUUGGAGGAACGUCUUAAAACAUGGAUGAUAAAUUUUGGUGAUAAAGUGAAGCCUUUUUGUAAGGCAUACAAUGAAUCAACCACAAAGGGGAAAGAGAGGUUAGAGGUGACAAAGGGGAAAGAGAGCUUUGCAGAAAUUGAAAAGUUUGUUUCAGUUGGAAUGGUGAUCCAUGUGUUCCACAACAUCCAUGGACUGGAAUUGGCUGUUUAA